AUGUCUCAAAUGGAAGAAGAAUAUUGUAAUUUAGAGGAUGAAGUUGCAUUACUUACUUGUAGCAGAUCUCCAAAGUCUAAGAAAAUAAAAAAAAGUGAUUGUCUUUCUCCAAGAAAAAAUAUUGGUCAUUGGACGAAGGACGAACAUGAUAAAUAUUUACAAUUCUUAGAAGAUCAUGCUCAUUUAAAGAAAAACAACAAAAUCUUUAAACCAAUGUCAGAAAUCAUUGGAACUCGUUCUCCUAGUUAAUGCAGGUAAAUAAUUCAAUGGAAUUUAGAUCUCAUCAUCAAAAAUUCAAUCCUUUAUCCCCGUAAGUCUAGAGAAAAACUGUAAAAUUGAUAAAAUCAAGUUAAGAAAUAAAAGUAGCAACAUAAUAGUAUGAGGAAACUAAUUAAACAAUAGAUGAUGAAAAAUAAAUUAAAAUGAAAGUUAGAUUAGUCAUGUAUGAUGAUGAUGAAUUAGUAUAAGAGGAUAAAGAAUUUGAUUUAGAUGAAUUGAUCUGA
Paramecium sonneborni is the source of this 503-nucleotide messenger RNA. NCBI's taxonomy places the organism in Eukaryota, Ciliophora, Oligohymenophorea, Peniculida, Parameciidae. The record is from the annotation of a GenBank genome assembly.